This is a messenger RNA of Pyrenophora tritici-repentis Pt-1C-BFP, 987 nucleotides long. NCBI's taxonomy places the organism in Eukaryota, Fungi, Ascomycota, Dothideomycetes, Pleosporales, Pleosporaceae. The record is from RefSeq and is a predicted model, not a curated record.
AUGGCGGACAAAGAGUAUAAAUUCCCCGCCUUCGAUGACCUACCAAAGGUGAAAGAUAUGCCCCAGGGCAGUACCUGGGGUUUCUUCGACAAAAACGGCGAGAAAGAUGAAGUAGGCACAAUAAACCUCCUCACCCCCACCGUCGUCCUCGCCGCCUCGCACGAGAUAAAAACCGGCGAGCACAUCCAACUAGAUUGGGAACUCCACAAUGUGCAAUUCCCCGGUUUCAACCGCAAACACAUGGAACAAAAGCAAAUUGACUUUGCCGACUUCUCUGCCUUUUGCGCAAAUGAUGAUGAAUUACACAUCAACACGCAAGCUGGCUCCCAGUGGGAUAGUUUGAAACAUUUUGCUCAUCAGGCAAGCGGUAUGUACUACAAUGGCCUCUCCCACGCUGAAGCAGCGAAGAGCGUGACGAAUGGUACGCACAAGUGGUGUGAGAGAGGCGGUAUUGUUGGGAGGGGGGUCUUGUGUGAUUGGUUGCGGUGGUAUGAGGAGGAGAAGGGGGGGAAAGCGCCGAGUGCGGUGUCGAGGCACGAGAUUCCGAUUGAAGAGAUUGAGGAGACGUUGAGGUGGCAAGGGACAGAGGUUAGGCAGGGGGAUAUUUUGAUGAUCAGGAUGGGAUAUGUGCGAUGGCACAACAACGCGAACGAAGCAGAACGUAAAUCAGGAACCCGCGACAACUCCGUAGCCAUCGGUCUUCAAGCCAGCGAGAAAACAGUCCGCUGGCUCUACGACCGCCAUUUCGCGGCGCUGGUAGGCGAUAACGUCGCCUUUGAAGCCUGGCCACCGAAAUUCACUGACGGUUGGUGUCUGCACGAGUGGCUACUUGUUCACUGGGGCACCGCUAUUGGCGAGAUGUGGGACCUUGAGAAGCUUAGUGAGAGGUGCAAGGAUAUGGGUCGGUAUACCUUCUUCCUGACGAGUGCGCCAUUGCAUGUGAGAGGUGGGAUUGGAAGUCCGCCGGGGGCUAUUGCUAUUUUCUAG